CCGGCCCUCCAUCAAAGCAUGAAAAAGACCCUGGAGCUCAUUGCUUACCCCAAUACUCACCAUGGACGACAUAGACGAGGCAACAUCUGCUCUCAUCGCCGAGCUCACACUCCAAGACAUCACCGAAAUAUCGGGCACUCUCAAGGGAAAGCAGCGAAGCGACAUAGCAAAAAGUGUUGGAGGAUAUCCGUACGUUUCAUCUUAUCUUACUUUUUGAUCACACGCUCUAUUUGCCUUAUAUAUACUUACACCUCCUGUCGUUUCCCGAUCACCUAUAUAGUCCAGCCGUUCCUAUCUGUAUGCUUCAGUCGCUUCACCCACGUUGUGCCCGACUGAGAUACUCACAUAUAUUCUUCUGUCAAUAAAAAGUGAUGAAGAGUAUGCCUUCGACCUUCAGGCAGACUAUUGGCGCGUGGAGCUGGAUUUCCAGCUAGCGCGAAGCCUGAGCCGUGCCUUGGAGAUGGAUGAAAACUGGUUGACGG
Messenger RNA from Guyanagaster necrorhizus, 482 nucleotides. RefSeq lists its product as uncharacterized. The record is from RefSeq and is a predicted model, not a curated record. NCBI's taxonomy places the organism in Eukaryota, Fungi, Basidiomycota, Agaricomycetes, Agaricales, Physalacriaceae. The coding region runs from base 62 to 217 and encodes 51 amino acids. The transcript has a single exon.